CUACUUUUGGACUUUAUUUUAAUGUUCCUUGACCUCAACGUACAGUUGGUAUUUGACCCUAACCUACAGUUCUUGUUCAACUAAUAAGUUGUGUAAGUGAAGUAUUAAACGAUACAGUGAACCAAUUAUCUUCACACUUUAAUAAUUAUUUUAACAUAUCUACUAUUUACUAAAUAAAAAAAUGGCAAAUCUCGUGCGACAAAUUGUUUUAUCUGCCAAAGCACCGGCACCUUUAGCCAUAUACAGCCAAGCAGUUUCUUUCAAUAACCUAAUCUACCUAUCAGGUUCGCUGGGAGUGAACCGAGACACAAAUAAAUUAGUAGACGGAGGAGUGGGACCUGAAGCCAAACAAGCUCUAGAAAAUAUUAAAAACAUACUAGAAGCUGGUGGAUCCAAUAUUCAAAAUAUUGUUAAAGCAACUGUGUAUCUUAAAGAUAUCAAAGAUUAUGCAGCUAUGAACGAUGUUUACAAGCAGUAUUUCACCAAAAAUCCUCCUGCCAGAACCGCUUUUCAAGUUGGAAUGCUUCCUCUCAACGCUUCUGUUGAAAUUGAAGUUAUAGCAGCUGUGGGAGACGUAAAAACCACUCAUUCUUAAUUGUAAAUAAAAUAAUAUAUUUAGGAUAAUAGAUUUUUAUCACUAAUACCAGAAUAAUAUUAUCUUACCUGUAUCAUUUCCUCUUAAUGUCCGAAGUUCGAUUACAAUAAGAAGAACACCGGUACGUCAUAACCAUUAUUUUGAAUUUCAAAUAUAAAUUAUCUGCAACUAUCAAUACAUACAGAAUAAAAUGUUUUUUUGAAAAAUAAUUCCUAUAUUCCUAUAUAAUAUUAACACUCCGUCAACGAAUUCUACCAAGUGAUGAGGGAGAUGUGUUGUUCUUUUUAUUGUAAUCGGACCUAUCUGUAUGAUAUCCUCUUCCCUAUACAGGAUAUGCAAGGAAAGAUCCCGUGGAAAUUAAUGUAUUCAAAUGAUGUGAUGUUCGACAAUUGGGUAGAAGUCAGCAAAAUGAUUGAGACUGAAAUUGAGACUGACGGACUGAGAAUAAUUAGUUUAGAAGAGACAUAGUAAAAUGUAUAAUCUGCUUGUAUAGAUAAGAGUAUGUACGUCACGAUGGCGUUUAUAGUUAGGUUUUGCAACUGACUUCUCUCAAGGGACCACAACGGAUGCGCGGACUAUGAAGACUAGAGCUUCAUAGCGUGGACUAUAACUUUCAUACUAUUCUCUAUCCGAAACCGAGUAGCCUCUACUGAAAUAUAAUUUUGUUACUAAUUAGACUAUGAAGACUAGUCUUCACGAAUUAGAUACAAAUUAUUAGGCAUUCCAAACAAAGGAACUGUAAGUGGGAAGGGUUGGUGUUAAAAAUUCACUUUUUAACAAGAAAAAUUAACCAACCUGUAUAUAAGAGUUGCGUCGCAACUGUCAUAAUAAGGAUGAGAAAAGAAAUUGUGACAGCAGUGACAAUAGAUAAGUUGAUACAUCGAAACCCAAAAAAGUUUCUCUAAAAUUCAAGUUAGCACCCCAAAUCACAAUUGAAAAGAAACUUUAGAAAUGUCCUUCCGUUGUGAUUCAGUUUAGUAUUUUUUAUAAAUUGGCAGGCUAGGCGACUACUAUUUCGAUUAAAAAUAGCGUCCAAGGUGGCAGGCUAUGUUGCAACCCCUUAGAUAUACCAGCCCUGUACACCGGCAGCUAUUGUUUGACAGGUCAUUGAAACGUUGCAGUUGUAUGAAGACUAGAGAUAAGGGGGCGAAUCGGCAUACUCAAAAUACGAUCCCAAAAAACGAGCUCUAAUGAGCUUUUACAAUUCACCGCAUGAGAUAAUAAAAAUAAACAGAAAAUACUGUUGUAUUUAUUUUUAAAUAAGUCUUGCAUGUUUUAAUUGAUAAAUUAUUUAAUUUUAUCUAUAUAAAAUGCAAAUUAGGUAUGACCAAAUUCGAAAAGGUUUGUUAAAUGUUGAAAUUUAGUGAGUACAAUUUUGUGGACAAUUUCUUUUAAUUAUACUAAAUAUAGUUUUAAAAGCAAAAUAAAACACAGUUAACAGAUUUUUUAUUGUUAUAAUAAAAGCAUAAAGGGAGAUUUGAAAAUGUACAUGGUAUUGCCUCAUCUUUUAAUUUCGCCCUUCCUCUUUUUAUUUUGUUAACGGUACCAUCAGUAAAAAGAGUCAUAAUAUUUGGAAAUAUCUUCUAAAAUAUGUAGAACAGCAUCUUUUCUAGAAAGUGCUUUACCGGCCCUAGGAACGAUAUAUAUGGUGCCAUUGUUCUAGGCGUUUAGGAUCCUAUAAAAAACGUUUACAAUGACAAAAUUGGGGUUCAACAAAAAAAAACAGUAGUAACUCUUCAUCUAAUAUUAAAACUAUAAAAAAACAAAUAUAAUUUUCUAGUUGUUUGUAAGUCAGGAUCUAUGACUGUAAAAUUUUAUAUUAUAUAGAAACUUGUAAUAAAAUAAAUUACACUCCGU
Molecule: messenger RNA, 2452 nt
Organism: Psylliodes chrysocephalus
Lineage: Eukaryota; Metazoa; Arthropoda; Insecta; Coleoptera; Chrysomelidae
Source: the annotation of a GenBank genome assembly